AGCUGAGCGUGCGCCGGAACAUCCGCUCGUGCUUUGAUCGAGGUCCUCAAGCAAUAUAAAAGGUUUUGCCCGUCCAUAAAAUGGUGACGACAUCAUGAUCUAUCACGGCUCUCCAUAUUGACGAUUUAUCACAAUGCGAGAACGUGUACAGGAUUUGCUACGACGACACGGCACUACUGCCCGGAAUGGCUUCCUUCCAGAUACUGAACCUCUACAUUGCCUUCCACACCCAUAUUACGCUCCUUGGGAGGCGCUCAUUGGCAACCUACCCCACCUAAUAUCUUCCCGACUGAUUCGAUCGGAAAUUGACGGCCUCCCGUUGCUUGACACGGUUUUUCUCGAAUCCGAAGCCGAAUGGCAACGAUCAUAUUCAAUUCUUGGUUUCCUGACGCACGCGUACAUAUGGGGAGGGGAGUAUCCGUCCGAAAGGCUUCCACCUCAGAUUACAUGUCCUCUGCUCAAGGUCUCGGAUUACUUUGGACUGCCACCGGUGGCGACCUAUGCGGCUCUCAACUUGUGGAACUUUGCGACCAAGAAGCCUGGCGCCGAUUCUUCGAACCCAGACAAUUUGCGCUCCCUGCACACGUGUACCGGCAGCAGGGAUGAAGAGUGGUUCUACCUGGUGUCCGUGGCGAUCGAGGCCAAGGGCUCCCUGUUCAUCAAGGAAAUCCUCAAUUGCAUCUACGCCACAGAGUACCACGACACAAAUACCGUCAUCGCCAGCCUGCGCUCAAUCACAGCCGGGGUCAACGAUGUUGGAAAACUGCUGGACCGAAUGCACGAGCACUGCGACCCACAGCGGUUCUACCAUGAGAUCCGACCUCUCCUUGCGGGGAGCAAAGGGAUGGCGGCAGCCGGGUUGCCGAACGGCGUCUUCUACGACGAAGGCGACGGUCGAGGUCAUUGGCGCCAAUACAGUGGCGGGAGCAACGCCCAGAGCUCGCUGAUCCAACUUUUGGAUAUUUUUCUCCGUGUCGAUCAUCACGCUACAGGUGAACAUUCCUCGUCAUCUUCUGUCAGUGAAGGCUGUUCAUCAAAGUCACGCCAAACGAAUGCAUUCAUGCUGGAAAUGAGAAAAUACAUGCCCCGAGCACACCGAGACUUUUUGUCGGAAGUCGAGCAUAUGAGCAACAUCAGGGAUUAUGUGCGUCGGUCUACGACACCAGUCGAGGUCCGCGAGGCGUACAACGAAGCCGUCGCCGCUGUUGUCGCGGUGCGAGACGUCCACAUCAGGAUCGUCAGUCGAUAUAUCAUUAUGCCAUCGAGAUCUCCGCCGGCUCCUUAUAUAAAAAAACAAAAAGGAGCAGUGAAUCUGGCUUCGGCUUCCUCAAAGUGCUGCCAAAGCGGCGGGAGUGGUGGUAGUGGUGGUGGAAGAGACGACAUUCAAUUGUAUGGGACCGGAGGUACUGAACUCAUCCCUUUCUUGAAGAGGACAAGAGAUGAGACGCGAGACACUGUCGUGGAGGUGCCUUGA
This is a messenger RNA of Exophiala oligosperma, 1474 nucleotides long. RefSeq lists its product as uncharacterized. NCBI's taxonomy places the organism in Eukaryota, Fungi, Ascomycota, Eurotiomycetes, Chaetothyriales, Herpotrichiellaceae. Gene Ontology annotation, cellular component: cytoplasm. Gene Ontology annotation, biological process: 'de novo' NAD+ biosynthetic process from L-tryptophan. Bases 134 to 1474 code for a protein of 446 amino acids. The record is from RefSeq and is a predicted model, not a curated record. Gene Ontology annotation, molecular function: metal ion binding; heme binding; indoleamine 2,3-dioxygenase activity. The transcript has 3 exons.